CACGCCCUGCAAGCCAGCUGCAUAAAAAACAGAAACACAAUGUGGAGCUGAUGUCUCAGAGAGACUAACGAAUGCAAGUACUCACAAGCUAAACACUGGAAAACCGAAGUCAGACUGGACGGAAGCACACAGAAUUCCCCACCCCGCCUUUUAUCUGCGAUAAAGACACCAAACCAAAGUUCAUCUCUUCACUCACAGACAGUCCUUGUGCUUCCUUCCAGCCUGACAUCAUCUAUCUUGGUAAAACAGAUCUAAAAAUGGCUGAAAUCGAGGAUAUAAUUAAAGGAGCUGAAGAAGCUAUUGAUGGAGCCGAACAGGAGAUUGAAGACUUACCCGAAGAAACAAGAGAGGAAGCAGAAGCUGAAAUAGCUGAUGCCCGGGUUGAGGUUUCACGGUUUUCCAGAGUUACAGAAUCUUUAAAAACCUUCCUUGAGAUGGUGACAACUAGCAUACCGAAGGUAGCUAGCUUUGUUGGCAAGACUGUAGCUGUCGGUGUUAUCUUUUGGGGAGUAACUGCUUGUCUCAACAAAGUAGCACAUUAUCACCAUACCACUGAUGUAAAGAAGAAACGUAAUGCCAUUAAAGCUCUGACCACUGUGACCACAACUGAGACUAAGUUGAGUCAGAAGGUCUUGGAUUGGAUGAAAGAGCACAAAGAUGACACCAUUGUACUCGAUGGGUUUGAGAUUCCUCUGGAAUCAGUCAUUGCAAAAUACAUGAUUCCAAUAUCUGAGUCUGUUGAUGCAGCCUUCAAAAUCGCACAGAGGCUCCAGGACAAGCUUGAGGGAAAGACUGUCUUCAACGUGCCAACAGGAGGAGACAUGAAAGACUUCCUUGUGGCUGGUGAUGCAUAUCUCAAAGGGUUCUCUGACCUGAUCCAGUUCAUUUCCACAAAUGUGUCCAAGUUCCCUGUGCUUGGAACCUUUCCAGUGAAACAGGCAGACGUUGACCAGCUUACUGAUCAAUUAAACGAAGCUAAAUCCUUACCUCUGUGGUAAAGAAAUCAGAUGCUGUCAGUUUCCCUCCCUGUCACUAACAGUCUAGCAUUAGGAAUAUUAGGACAGGAAUAUCUGUAACUGUGCAAACUUCAAAGAAAAGUAUUUAGUGAAACACUUGCAGCCAUGUGUGUCUUUUAAACCAGUGUUUCCUCUUCACUCAUCAUUGAUCGGGCAAAACUAGAAACACAAAGGUCUGCAAUUACAACACUGAGUUUAACAUAAACCAAACAUUUAACCGAACAAUUUUAUACACUUCUAAAAUGUUGUAAUAAUGUUGAUUAGUUUAGGUACUCAAUACUCAGGUAUUGCAAAAUAUACACUUUUCAGUUAGUGCGCUAAAAAUGUUCUACUUAACAUGUCAUAGUUGCUUAUUGCUGUCUUGCUUUGCAUAGUUACUCUUUGUGACCUGAAGGGUAAAUUUCUGAGCAGGUGUCACCCGUUUAAUCAGAAAAGGGAACAAACCUCAUGUGAUCUCUGAGAUGUUCCCUGAAUGAUUAUUAAUUAAACACUUGAAAUGA
Molecule: messenger RNA, 1516 nt
Organism: Mugil cephalus (flathead mullet)
Lineage: Eukaryota; Metazoa; Chordata; Actinopteri; Mugiliformes; Mugilidae
Exons: 4
Coding region: 258-998 (246 amino acids)
Source: RefSeq, a predicted model, not a curated record